AUGUCCACAGAUACGAAGCAGGAGACGCUGGAAAAUUCGGAGUUGAUAAAUUGGGUGAUUUUUUCAGAGCUUUUGUUAAUGGAUGAAGAUGAGGAGGGCUUCGCACAAUCUCUGAUAACCACCUUUGUCGAGCAGGCAUUGGGCAUCUUCAAGGAGAUGGAUGAGCUUCUGUCCAAAUCGUCCGAAAAGAACGACGCCAACCUGACAAAGCUCUCAAACUUGGGUCAUUACCUGAAGGGUUCAGCAGCGGCGCUGGGAUUGCACAAGAUACAGGAGGAGUGCGAGAGGAUUCAAAACUACGGUGCCAAAAUCUCCGAUGGGUUUGAGCAGAGCGAGGCCGCCAAGAAUGUUCAAGAUUGGUUUGAUUGCUGUGCCAAUGCUUUGACUGAGGCCAAGAAGUACUUCAAGGAGUCAGGGAACUUGCUGAGCGAUUACUUUGACGAGGACUUUUUUGCCACAAGCGACGAACCUGAUGCCGAGAAAGACACGGAGGAGCCAGAAGAAGCAAAACCAGAAGCUCAAUCUUAA
Molecule: messenger RNA, 528 nt
Organism: Kuraishia capsulata CBS 1993
Lineage: Eukaryota; Fungi; Ascomycota; Pichiomycetes; Pichiales; Pichiaceae
Exons: 1
Coding region: 1-528 (175 amino acids)
Biological process (GO): phosphorylation; phosphorelay signal transduction system
Cellular component (GO): cytoplasm; nucleus
Molecular function (GO): protein histidine kinase binding; histidine phosphotransfer kinase activity
Source: RefSeq, a predicted model, not a curated record